Messenger RNA from Amphimedon queenslandica, 1369 nucleotides. Its product is annotated as tyrosine-protein kinase BTK-like. The transcript has 4 exons. The record is from RefSeq and is a predicted model, not a curated record. Gene Ontology annotation, molecular function: protein binding. Bases 124 to 594 code for a protein of 156 amino acids. NCBI's taxonomy places the organism in Eukaryota, Metazoa, Porifera, Demospongiae, Haplosclerida, Niphatidae.
GGUAAAGAUACCCUUUUAAUGAUAAUUACUAUUUAUUAAUCAGAGUGGAGGGAACAACUUACAUUGAUUUCAUCAGCUGCAAAAGAAACUGAAACUGUUGAAUUCAGAAAUAAAGAUGAUAAAAUGAAUAAACCAACAGCAGAAUCUGUUUUUAUUGCUCGUUAUGACUAUCAUGCAAUGGAGAGUAAUGACAUAUCAUUCAGUGAGGGAGAGCAGCUGGAGAUAUUUGAGAAGGAGAAUAUUUUUUGGUGGAAAGGAAGAUCCUUAGUGUCUGGUGAUGUGGGAUACAUUCCUAGUAGUUGUGUUUACUCAAUGUUGGAGUCACUUCAAUUGUUAGAGUUUAUACUGUCAGUGGAAGAAUUUUCCCUUCCUAUUCUAAAGAAGAUAAAGAAUGAUUCAUCAUCUAGUAAUGAUGAGAAAGCCUCUCUUUUCUUGGAGACUGUUAAUGAUGAUCCUAUUAUGAUACCUGCACUGAGACAAGAAAAGGGACAACAUGAUGAAGGAGGCACUGGGAAUGUGAACUGGUACAGUGACUGGAUAUCCCUUUGCUCUCCAUCUCCAGUUCAGUGUACCCAGGAAAAAAAUCUUACGUAAGAUCUUACUUAAGAUCUUACCGAAACAUAUUAAGAUCUUGCAUGCUUAGUCAUGCCUGUUCUUGCCAGAUUAUUAGACAAGAAGUUCCAAAUUCUUGCUAAGAUCUUGUAAGCAAUCUUACAAGUAAUCAUGCAAGAUCAGGCACAAUCUUUAUAAGAUCCACAACUAGAUCAUUCACAUCAUUCUGAUAAUCUUAUCUGAUCUUGUCAUAUCAGGCACUAAACCUGACAAGAUCAGCCAAGAUCAGGUAAUAAUGUAAGCAUGUUCUGACAAGAUCAGGUAAUAAUCUUUGCAUGUUCUGACAAGAUCAGGUAAUAAUCCAUGCAUGUUCUGACAAGAUCAGGUAAUAAUCUUUGCAUGUUCUGACAAGAUCAGGUAAUAAUCUAUGCAUGUUCUGACAAGAUCAGGUAAUAAUAUAAGCAUGUUCUGACAAGAUCAGGUAAUAAUCCAUGCAUGUUCUGACAAGAUCAGGUAAUAAUCCAUGCAUGUUCUGACAAGAUCAGGUAAUAAUCCAUGCAUGUUCUGACAAGAUCAGGUAAUAAUCCAUGCAUGUUCUGACAAGAUCAGGUGAUAAUAUAAGCAUGUUCUGACAAGAUCAGGUAAUAAUCCAUGCAUGUUCUGACAAGAUCAGGUAAUAAUCCAUGCAUGUUCUGACAAGAUCAGGUAAUAAUGUAAGCAUGUUCUGACAAGAUCAGGUAAUAAUCCAUGCAUGUUCUGACAAGAUCAGGUAAUAAUCUUUGCAUGUUCUGACAAGAUCAGGUAAUAAUGUAAGCAU